ACGCCUGGGCAUCGCAAUCUUCACUUGUGAUCCGACUUUCAAUCGAGACACACGUACUCUUACGACCGACUGUUCCUUUGCGAUCUUCGACUGCUUUUACUAUUGUCGAUAGACUUAGAUUUUGAAAUGGCGUUACUGUGGACCCCGUACGCUGACGAAGCCUUGGAUUUAAGCAAAGCCGCCAUGAAGACAGAACCGGUGGCGCCGGCCUACAUGCCGGCCACGACCAGCCCUGUGCCUUUCUACCCUAUGUACCAUGCGUACCCUAUGCCGCAAGUGUCUCCCGGUAGCCCAAUGUACCAUGGAUACCCAGUGCCGCAGAUGUCUCCAAGCAGCAGCUCAGGACAUGAAGAAGCUAUGCUGUCUGGGAAUAGGAUGGCAACGCUCUCGCCUCCUGACUCACCUGAAGCCGACCACAAUCGCCAGAGCCUCACCAGGCUCUCCAAUCACGUCGACAUGGAGUUCCUCACCGAUGACCCGAACUAUCAGGCUUUUGAACGUGAUGCUUUAAGAGCUAUGGCUGAGAAAAACGGAGGAACUUUACUCGGAAACAAUCCACGUAUGCGCCGCUCCGUCCGCUCCACGAAAGAAACAGUAGAUGACUCGUACAGACAGCAGCGGGAGAGGAACAACUUCGCUGCGAAACAGAGCAGAGACCGCAGGAAGCUGCGUGAAGUGAGGCUUGCCCUUAAAGUGACUUAUCUCGAAAAAGAAGCCGCGAAACUUAGGGCCAUGCUUGCGUCAGGGCUGUGCGUGAGGUGCAAUUCCUUCCGUGGAUAAAAUAGGAAGAAAAAGGACAUUUUGGAGAUUCGUGCAAUUUUGUAUAUAGCUGUAGAUAUAGUUAGAUUAAUAAUUUAUUUUGUGCAAUUUAGUAUUGUAUAAUUUAACUAUGUUCCUAUGUUGUGAUAAGCAAGGACUGAUAUUUGUCUAAGAUUAUAUAAGGAAGAUAUUUAAGAUUAAGAUUUGAGAGUUUUGUCUAGUCUGCUAAUAAAACAAUCUGACUGAA
Molecule: messenger RNA, 1006 nt
Organism: Cydia pomonella (codling moth)
Lineage: Eukaryota; Metazoa; Arthropoda; Insecta; Lepidoptera; Tortricidae
Product: D site-binding protein-like
Exons: 1
Coding region: 127-780 (217 amino acids)
Biological process (GO): regulation of transcription by RNA polymerase II; DNA-templated transcription
Molecular function (GO): DNA-binding transcription factor activity, RNA polymerase II-specific; RNA polymerase II cis-regulatory region sequence-specific DNA binding
Source: RefSeq, a predicted model, not a curated record